AUGACCCAGAGUCAACGGAAGCACCGUGUCACGGGCCGACCCCUCCGUUUCUUUAGAAUCAUGCCAUUUCCUGUAGCUCGCCUGCUUAGUGCAACUUCAAUCUCCAGAGUCCGAACCGUCAUGCAGAGGGCCGUUCAUUUGGUGCAGUGCUCCUUUGCAGCAAUUUCCUUCCGUAGGCCCAUCGCAUUCUGCCAUACAGAGUCGUUUUUCGACCAACAAUAUUUCAAGCCUCGUUCAUUCUGCGGGAAAAUCGAGACGCUUUCGUUGGGGGCUUGCGAUUAUCGAGCUGAGACUCCCGCCUCGGCCACGCGUUAUCGCGGCAAGGCACGCAGCUUGGCAUUCUCCAGACCAAACGCUGUCUUGCACUUGCUCUACUUAAUUGAGACUUCCGACUCAGUAUUUUUCUCGUUCUUGUUCUUCUGGAGUGCUCAUCUUAAUGCCAGGCAGUGCAGCAAGUUCAUGACAUUAGGGUUGAAACUAACAUAUGUCCCAAAGUGCCUAAAAAUUCAACACGUGGAUAUCUUAUUUGAACCAGACGGUAUUGGUCAGACACUAGACCCGCCAAGUUUCGGAUCCGGCGCGUCUUCGAUGAUAAUCGCUGGAAGCCUCCAUGGCAAUCCGAUUGCCUUACUCAGUAAUAUGCAAAAGCUGAUCAAGAAUCAGAUGGGAAAAGCCGAAUCAGAGUCAAUAUGUUACAAACUGAACCAGACUCCGCGCAUCCUUGAGACCACUCAGGCAUGUGGCUAUGGAUUGAACGAGUCCGUCCGGUUGACUGAGAUAGUCGGAGUUUUUGACUUCAACAGUCUAUUCGCCUCUAUCUCUAAGAUUGAUCGGUUUACCUUUUCUCGCCCCCGUGGCCCAGCUUCCAUCUUUAGCAACUGGAGAGUCAGCCCUUUCACUUCCAAACAUGCUCUGCCUUCACUUUCGCAAAUUGGAAGGUUGCUCCAGGUUCCAGAGUUCAAUCUUGCUCCCAGGUUUCUUCGUGAUCCCGCUUGGAAAAGUGAAACCUAUGCGAGCGAUAGGUCACACACGUUGCGCUAUCAACCAAAGUUUCUAGUUUGUGUCAUAUUACAGAAGAAAACAGACGCGAGGGACUUGAUCGGCGCCAAGCAUGCAAAGCCAGCUUGGUAUGAUGUGUUUGUAUCAAUUCACUCUAUAAUGAAGCUCCUCGGCAUUCUAUCCAUAAUAUCAGCGGCGACUUCGCUUCGCCUGGAACCCAACUACACCUCAUCUGCAGGGGUAGAGAUCUUCAAUCCCUCAAUUAUGUUCCCACCUACUGGUCCAUGGAGUCUGAUGUCAAAGGCAGGAAGUACUGUUUACGUCGCCGGCAUGCGCGGCAUUUACCCAUCUAACAAUACCCUUGCUCCGGUGGGUAUUGACCGGAUCCGCCAAGCUUACGCCAACAUGAUCCAACUUGCCGAGCUUGCUGGCACUGAUCGGUUCUCGGCAACGGAGCUUUGGGGGAACGACCCCAAUAGACAACCCCCUCGGUCGAUCAUUGAAGUCCAGAGACUGAACGACGAUGAUAUUGUAGAGGUGGAAGGGACUUUCCUGGUUGCCUGA
This is a messenger RNA of Colletotrichum lupini, 1563 nucleotides long. Its product is annotated as endoribonuclease L-PSP. The coding region runs from base 1 to 1563 and encodes 520 amino acids. The transcript is spliced from 12 exons. The record is from RefSeq and is a predicted model, not a curated record. NCBI's taxonomy places the organism in Eukaryota, Fungi, Ascomycota, Sordariomycetes, Glomerellales, Glomerellaceae.